AUGUCUACGCUAACUUCUACGGCUUUUAAAAAUCAUUCAAAAAAAGUGAAUAGUAGUAGAGAUCGAGAUAAAACCAAGUCAACAGCUUCUGAAUCCGGUGGAUCUAGUCAAUGCGAUACGCCACCGUUAGUAGAGAAGGAAGCAUGUACAUCACAAGGUAAAUUUGCUGGUAUUGGUGCGGACUCAGUACAAUGUAUGGCUGAACAAAUUGCUGUUGAGCUUAAUUCUGAAGCUGCUGUAAAUCUUGCUGAAGAUAUUAGCUAUAAACUUCGGCAAACUAUAAGUGCAAUAGCUUUACAUAGUGGAAUUAUGAAGAAAUCUCAAGUGGACAGCUGGGAUGUUAACACACUUAUGGUAUUGUCAGAUACUAGUCCUAUUGUUGGGGCCAGUUCCGGUCAUUUCACUACUAUAGGAGAUGAAAAAUUAUGCUGUGAAGUUGAAACUCUUAUCAAUGUGACAGAGCAAGCAAUGAUUCCGCAGACCUAUGUGUUUUCAACAAUACCAACAAUGUCAGUGGACUGGGUGACAGAUGACAAAAGCUUGAGUGGGUCUAGUCACAUAAGCGCUAGUUUGCAGAACUAUUACACUAAAGUAGCUAGGGCAAUAUUAAAUUUAAAAAAAACACCAAAACAAGUUGCCGUUGAGGAUCUUACGACAAAUACUAGAAUUGGACCGAUUUUUCCGAACCUGUUUAACCUAGCUGUUCUAGUUCUAAAUGACGAUAAUCUCAAUGCCCUGAAUGUUCCUGCCAAGAAACCUCUACAAUCAAAUGUUCUGGAUAUGGUAGACGCUCUCUGUUCUAACCCCUGCAGUUUGGAUACAAAUAUACAACAACAAUUUCAGAGGCUAUUUCCUGUCAUGGUUUCCAAUAUAUUAGGAAAUGGAUCUUUGGCAGAGAAAAUGGUUGCUAUUUUAACAAAGAUAACAAGGACCUGGCCAUCAUUUAUUGCAAUAGGCAAAAGCAUAUUGUUCGACUAUCUGUCGCAAGGCACGAAGGAGCGUCUGACGGCGCCCAUGAUCCGGUGCGUCAUGGCGCUGGGCCGGGACGCCCUCGUGCGCUGCCUCGGGGACCACUUGGAGCACAUCGACGACAUCGUCCACGCCUCGCGGAGGAAUAUCAAGCAUUGCGACCUCCGCGAGACUAUGCUCGACGUGUCGACUUGCCUGCUCAGAUCUGAGCUCACAACGUACUUGGAAGACUUCGUGAUGACCGACUACACGCUCUAUGAGAUACUCGGGGAUUCCAUAAUGCCGCGGCGGACCUUGUUCCCUUUUAUAGAAAAAUCCGAUAAAGACUCGGAGAAGGCGGAAAAGAGCUCCGACGAUGACUUCUACCCUCCGCUGAGACCGACACACAGGCCCAAAGUGAAACUACUGCCUCAGCACGUGAGAAGAAAACCCGCGAGACCGCUGUCAGACGCCUUCGAAACGUCCCAUUUGAGGCGAACGAUUAACAUAAAGAUAAAAAACUGUCGGUCCUUAGACGUGAUCAAAGAUAAAAACGCGAUCAGUUGCCAAGUUUCCCAAAUCAAAGGGACGGUGGUCGCCAGUGGACUCUUAAAUAGGUUUAGGUUUAGACUAAGGACAUCAAACACGCUUUCGCCGUUUGGAGCUUUAACUCUUUAA
Messenger RNA from Leptosia nina, 1626 nucleotides. NCBI's taxonomy places the organism in Eukaryota, Metazoa, Arthropoda, Insecta, Lepidoptera, Pieridae. The record is from the annotation of a GenBank genome assembly.